Hippocampus comes (tiger tail seahorse) is the source of this 2825-nucleotide messenger RNA. RefSeq names its product glycerol-3-phosphate dehydrogenase 2 (mitochondrial) (gene gpd2). Gene Ontology annotation, biological process: glycerol-3-phosphate metabolic process. Gene Ontology annotation, molecular function: glycerol-3-phosphate dehydrogenase (quinone) activity; calcium ion binding. Bases 118 to 2274 code for a protein of 718 amino acids. NCBI's taxonomy places the organism in Eukaryota, Metazoa, Chordata, Actinopteri, Syngnathiformes, Syngnathidae. The transcript has 19 exons. Gene Ontology annotation, cellular component: mitochondrion. The record is from RefSeq and is a predicted model, not a curated record.
UAGUUGCUGUCAAACUCAGCGACUAGACAGGCUCGGGAAAACGACGGAUGCUUCGGUCGCCGCCCUGCAUCGCCCUGAGCAACUGUGUGUCAACGACGAAAGAAGGCAUUCUGCAAUAUGGCGUUCAGGGAAGCCAUCAAAAGGACAGCUAUUAUAGGCGGCGGGGCCGUUGCCACCGUUCUUGGUCUGUCACAGUUCAUAGAGUAUCGGAAGAAGCAGAAUGGAUUGGCUCGGUUAGCUCACGUGGCGGCAGAAGCAGAGCUGAGGGUUCCCUUUGCAGACGAGCUUCCCUCAAGACAGGCCCAGCUUGCCACACUCAAAAGCAAAGAAUUUGAUAUCCUGGUAAUUGGAGGCGGAGCCACAGGUGUAGGCUGUGCCUUAGACGCUGUCACACGCAAUCUUAACACUGCUCUCGUCGAGAGGAACGACUUCUCUUCCGGGACGAGCAGCCGUAGCACCAAACUCAUUCACGGUGGAGUUCGCUACCUCCAGAAGGCUAUUAUGAAACUGGACUAUGAGCAGUACAUGAUGGUGAAAGAAGCCCUCCACGAGCGAGCCAAUCUCCUCGAGGUUGCACCUCACCUGUCAGCGCCACUCCCCAUCAUGCUGCCUGUUUACAAAUGGUGGCAGCUUCCGUAUUACUGGGCAGGCAUUAAGAUGUACGACCUGGUGGCUGGCAUCCAGUGUUUAAAAAGCAGUUACGUUCUCAGUAAGACCAAAGCCCUGGAGUUCUUUCCCAUGCUAAAGAAGGACAAGCUGGUGGGAGCCAUUGUUUAUUAUGAUGGGCAACACAAUGAUGCCCGUAUGAACCUAGCCAUCGGUCUCACGGCUGCCCGCUACGGUGCUGCCAUGGCCAACUACACUGAGGUGGUUCACCUUCUGAAGAAAAAGGACCCGCUGACUGGCAGUGACAAGGUUUGCGGAGCACAUUGCCGGGACGUGCUCACAGGAGAGGAAUUCAAUAUCAAAGCCAAAUGUGUAAUCAAUGCCACCGGGCCCUUCACGGACUCAGUGAGGAAGAUGGAUUGCCAGGAAACCCAAAACAUCUGCCAGCCCAGCGCCGGCGUGCACAUCGUCAUCCCCGGCUACUACAGCCCUGACAACAUGGGACUGUUGGAUCCCGCCACAAGUGAUGGCCGGGUCAUCUUCUUCCUGCCUUGGGAGAAGAUGACCAUUGCUGGAACCACAGACACUCCCACCAAUGUGACAGCUCACCCCAUCCCUGGGGAGGACGACAUCAACUUCAUCCUGAGGGAGGUCCGCAACUAUCUCAGCCCCGACGUGGAAGUGAGACGAGGUGACGUCUUGGCAGCAUGGAGUGGAAUCCGUCCCCUGGUGACGGACCCCAACUCCAAAGACACUCAGUCCAUCUGCCGUAACCACAUUGUCAGCAUCAGUGACAGCGGACUGGUCACCAUUGCAGGUGGCAAGUGGACCACCUAUAGAUCCAUGGCUGAAGAGACUCUGGACGCCGCCAUUAAAACACAUGGCCUCCCAGCUGAGAAAUGCAAGACUGUGGGCCUGAUGUUAGAGGGUUCCAAGGGCUGGACGCCAACACUUUACAUCCGUCUGGUGCAAGACUACGGCUUGGAGCAGGAAGUGGCACAGCAUUUGGCCUCUACGUAUGGAGGGAAGGCAUAUGACGUGGCCAAGAUGGCGCUGGUCACAGGGCAAAGGUGGCCGAUAGUUGGGAAAAGGCUGGUGUCGGAGUUUCCAUACAUUGAGGCUGAGGUGCUGUAUGCUAUGAAGGAGUACGCCUGCACCGCCAUUGACCUCAUUGCCCGGCGAACGCGCUUGGGCUUCCUGAAUGUGCAGGCAGCCGACGAAGCCCUCCCACGCAUUGUGCAGAUCAUGGCCAAGGAGUUGGGCUGGAGCCAGGAGCGCAAAACGGCCGAGCUGGAAGCAGCCAAGAAGUUCUUGUACCAUGAGAUGGGCUACAGAUCUCGCUCCGAGCAGUUGACCAAGACCUCGGAAAUGACCCUGGACAACCAGGAAGUAGCCAGAUACAAGAAGCGCUUUCAUAAGUUUGACAAAGAGCGCAAAGGUUUCAUCACCACAGUUGAUGUCCAGCAAGUCCUUGAUAGUAUCAAUGUGCACAUUGAUGAGAACGCCCUGCAUGAAAUUCUUAACGAGGUGGACGUCAACAAGAAUGGACAGAUUGAAAUCGAUGAAUUCCUUCAGAGACUGCAAACAGUUGAUGAGUGCCGUCAAGAAGGGCCAAGUGUCCGACAGUCGCUUGGCUAUCUUGAUGAAGUCAGCCGAAGAAACGCUUGAUAUGAGGGGCCCGGUGACGGUGGACCGAAGCGGAGGAGGAGUCUGAGCCCAGCCUUGCACCAAGGUUUCCUGUCACAGACCUCAUUUGAAUGACAAUGCAAUCAGGGAGGCGACGGCGGGUAUUUGGCCAAAUCAACAGCAAAUAGGUGCCGCUCCUGACUGUGUUUUGGGCUGAAAUACAAUCCAAUGAUUGAGGUUUGUUUUCCUGAGCCGCCUGUUUGUCUGCGUGUUGAUUGGCUCUCAGCAUCAGGAGCCUCCAAUUUUCCACGGUGCGCAAUGUGACUAUUUAUAGAAACGUUUUUUUUCAUCAAAUAUUUGAUAUUUCUACCUACAUAUCUAUUGAACACUCCUUUUUUUAAACUCAACACUGAUUGUUGCAUAAGCUCUUCUCAUCUUAUCGGAAUGGAAUCUCGUGCUUUAUUCUAGCGUCCCACAAUGUUUUUUUUUUUUUUUUUAAUUCGACUGCAACAUUUGAUUUGAUGCUAAUCACAAGAAAACUAUAGGCAAAGACGCUGAUUACAAGAAACUAUUAGCAUACGCUCUGAAAAUUG